This is a messenger RNA of Candidula unifasciata, 920 nucleotides long. The record is from the annotation of a GenBank genome assembly. Lineage: Eukaryota; Metazoa; Mollusca; Gastropoda; Stylommatophora; Geomitridae.
AUGGACAUCGUUAUGAACGUUAAUUUUACUCAUCGUUUUCAAAAUGGAACUGUCACAGUUAUUGAAAGAGAACCAGAAUUGAUAUUCAAUAAGGAAGUUACGUAUUAUGUUCUGCUAAUCAACACUUGGGGAUUAGGCCAAGGUGUAACAUGCUUGGGUCUGAUUGUUAAUAUCCUCAACAUCAUCAUCUUUAUCCGACAAGGCUUUAAGGAGUCCGUCAAUGUGAGUCUGUUCUCACUCACUAUAUCUGAUCUAGGUUCACUUGUGUUUCUAUUUUUUCUUAAUCUGUGUUGGAUCCCGGCUGUCGGAAAACUAGACCUUCCAUUCUACCCUGAUCAGAUGAUUUAUUUUUUAUUUUACGGUCAUGUCAUGUUCACGAGAGUCACCACCGGAACGACAGCUUGGAUCGCUAUGGAGCGAUGUUUGUGUAUUAUCACCCCUUUGAAAGUUAAGUCCCUUAUCACUGGCAGGAGAACUGUCGUUUUCGUUUGUGUGUUGUAUUUAAUCUCUACAGCCUCAUGUGCGCCGCUGUUGUAUACUUCAAGAUUUAGGUGGAUAUUUGAUGCCUUCAGAAACAAAACUCUGCUUGGGCUGGUAAAAAUAGAAAAUAGAGAAAAAAUAGAAGGAGUUGUCUACGUGGUCAACAACGUAAUGCCGAUAACCUUCUUCAUUGUUAUCGUUGGCUGCACUGUUGUUCUCAGCAAAGCCUUACUUAAAAAUGCGGAAUGGAGACAACGUACUGCGAUACAGAAAGAAGGGACAAACAGAGACACAAAAGUUGUUAAACUUGUCUUGAUUAUCUCCCUAGUUUUCAUUUUCUGUUACGCUCCUGGCUCUUUAUUUUUCCUGUGGGUUCUCAUUGACCGUGAGAUGAAAAUUGAUGGGAAACAACGAAAUUUUUUGAUUGCUUUCUUUGGGAU